Molecule: messenger RNA, 1173 nt
Organism: Arachis stenosperma
Lineage: Eukaryota; Viridiplantae; Streptophyta; Magnoliopsida; Fabales; Fabaceae
Exons: 3
Coding region: 608-922 (104 amino acids)
Biological process (GO): vacuolar proton-transporting V-type ATPase complex assembly
Cellular component (GO): endoplasmic reticulum membrane
Source: RefSeq, a predicted model, not a curated record
UGUUAUUUAUUAUUUAUUUUAACUAACCUAUAAUUUUAUUUCUAUGUUAUGUUAUCGUUAGUUUUUUAAGAUAUUGUUGAGACUUAUUAUGUCAUUGUUAAUUAUUUAAAAUUUGAUGUUAAGACUUGUUAUAUGUAUUUAAUUUUUUUAAUUUACAAAACCGCAAAUCCAAUCCAAUCCAAACCGCUUGAAAUUGGAUCGGAUUUUUUUUAAAACAUCAUCCAAUCCAAACCGCACCGCAAGUAAAAUUAGUGUUCGGAUCGGAUGAGUUUUUGACUCAAAACCGAUCCAAACCGCACCGCGAACACCCCUACCUGCCACCGUCCACUCCGACCUUCGUCGACGCACGUCCCUUAACACGCACCCUUUAGCAGCCCAAACCAUGCGAACCCUAACCCCCUUUCCCUGAGCCUCCCUCUACUCUUCUGCUGCUGCCUCUGACGCCGACGACUUGCUCUCUGCUUCCUCUUUUCCGCCAUUUCUGCUCGCCAGCUCCUCCUGCGUUGUGCGUGGUUCGAAUCUGUUGCUGCAGCAGCACGAGCGUCCUGCCUCCAUCACCCGUCAGCGCCGUCGCUGCCACCAUUAAUAGCAGGGACCAAAAGCAACAAUGAGUGUGAUUCAGAAGUUUUUCAUUGCUUCAAUGUUCAUGUGUGCUGUCCCUGUUGCAAUUCUAUAUGGUUUUAACAAUAAUCUGUUUCCUGGAACAGACAAUUUGUCCCCUUACUCUGUGACACUAGUGAGUGGAUUUCUUGCGGUUAUAUCAGUUAAUGUAGUCAUAGCAUUUUACAUAUACUUGGCGAUGAGAGAACCUGCCGAAAAACACAAGCCAGAUCCCAAAUUUCUUGCUGAGGCCAAGGCUAGUAUGAAGCAGCCUACAACCAAUGCUCCGCAAUCUUCUGACUCUCAGAAGAAAGAACAAUAGGCUGUGGGUUUAGGCAGUUAGCCCUCUUUGUUGUACUGUUCUUCUUAGGAAGGAUAGGGGAGAAGGGGAUGAAGGGUGAAGGUCUUGAAUUGUCCAUUCUUGAUCGUAUCUUAGUUAUGAAGUUUGCAUAUGAUCCAUGUUGUGCACAAUCUCUGUUGACAGUAUUUUAUGUAUCUACUAAUCAAUUUGUCGCUCCGUUGCAUAGGAUAUUGACAAUUGUGAUUUCUUGGUUAUAACAAUUUUUAUAAUUU